AGAGACAAACGUACAAUUUAUUAAGUCCUCAGCCACCGGCCCCAUUCCAUCUAACCCCAAGCCAUCAACCCCACCGCCACCCACCAUGGAGUACGGCCUCUUACAAGGGCCUCCCCCUCUCGUCGAGGCGGCGCCCCUGCUCGGCUACUGCGCUGCCACAGCGCUGCUGCUGCUCUGCUCCAAGGCUGCCCCGCCAUUUGAUGACAGCGUCCAUGGACAGAGGCGCCAGUUUGAUGCGAGGCGUGCGUUGAUUAACUUGUUGCAUACGCGUCCUGGAGAAAAGCGGGAAAGUGUCUUCCCCAAUCCUCCCAAACUCCUCCGCCGGCGCCUCUUUGUGGCAAAGUGUGUGACUGUGUCUGUGUGUGUCUAUGUGUGUGUGAGCCAUAAUUAUUUGCGUAUUGUGGGGCGUCAAGUGAACUUGCGGUUAGGUGGGUCAGUGGAAGAGACAGGGCCAAAGAAUGCCGAGGGCAUACACAAGAAGAAAAUAUAAUUCACAAUAAAAAAUAAAAAUUAACAAAAAAAAUGAAGAUAAUACUUAUGACUGAUAUUUUGCCUUUAAAAAUUAAAGUAAAAAAGUAAUCACUUCCAUUUGGUUUAAAUAUAAAAUAUCCAUCCUGCAGAGGCUCUAACCUGUAACUAAAAAGUUAAUCAAAUCAGGAUAUAAUUGAGUUACCCUCGUAACAAAGUAGUUCCUGUAGACACCUGACAGUGACUGGCUGGCAGGAGUGGUGGCCAGUAUUUUGCGGUGUGGUGAUGACACUGAAGGGUCGCCCCCAAAGCAGAAGACAUACCUGCAACAACAAGCCCGCGUGCUAUCGCUAAUCGAUGGCCGGCCAUCAAGAACGGCGCUAAGCAAAUAAGCAACAGGAGGUGCCUUUGGGGUUGGCCCGAGCUUGUGGCUUGGAUUUGAGACUCGCGGACACCGCGACACCCGAGUGGAGACGUUGCUGCCCCAAUCGCAGUCUCGCUGCCGCAAUCGCAGUCGCUGCCGCCGUCACUGUCGCUGUCGACGCCCACGCAACGCUCAACAAUAAGGCUAGAAAUAAAUAAACAGUUUUUAGUUGCUGUCGGCGAUUCCUGAGGAGAGGAUCGACUUUUGGGUGAAAUGUUGGCCGCCCAGGAGAACCGCUUUCAGUAUGUGUACUUCAUGCUCUCCGGCCUGGUGGCCACCGCCAUGCUCAUCCUGGUCUACAUCUCCAUGAGCUCGAGCCUUAAUGAACGACUGCGUGAGGACUUGGCCAAAACCCAGCGCCAGCUCCCCUUUGAGAAACCAAAUCCUCACUGGGACUACUCCAAUAGUUGGCGCAGGAUUGGAAACGCCUCCCUCCGGCAUGAGAUCUACUCGGCCUACUUUGAUGUCAGGACGGAUAUUGUAGGAAGUGUUCGCUUGGAUGAGGAACAAAUCACCAUAGGAUCCUUGCGCAUUUUCGCUGUGCUGCCGGAGCGCCUUCGUGACUACUCCUUGAGCUGCAUUGUGCGCUUUGCGGACUUCACCAGCCAGGAGAUCGUGGCUGAGGAGGCGGGAGCCAUGCACGAGGUUCACAACAACACCUUCGCCGCCUGGAGCAUCAUGUGUCCACUGCAUGCCUCCCGUCGGGAUCCACUGCGUCUGCCCCAGGCUGUGGCGCUGACCUACUCCUCCAAUAGAUUGAGUCACCUCAGUCCCACCUUUGUGCAGAUCAGUUACCCCCGCAACAUGACGGAUCUGUUUUCUAAAUCCCGACCCACCAUCUCCGUUUGUGUGGGUCCUGUCCAGGACAACUACUCCAAUGUGCUGCGUCUGGUGGAGUUCGUGGAGAUGUAUCGGCUGCAGGGCGCCAGCCACUUCUACUUCUACUAUUUGGAGGCCAGCGAGGAUGUGCGUCGUGUCCUGGAGUACUACCACCGCAAGGGACUGGCCGACGUGUUCGAAUGGAAUGUGGGUGCCCAUCUCCAGGAUCUGCACUAUGCCGGCAUUGUGGCGCAAUUUAAUGACUGCGUCUACCGGGCGAACGUGGUGGACAACUACCGGUAUGCGGCAGUGGUGGACCUGGACGAAGUGAUGAUGCCGCUGAAGCACAACUCCCUCGCGGACUAUCUGCGCCAGUGCGAUGAGGGUCGAACUGCCGGCUUCGUCUUCCGGAACGUCUUCUUCCAUCGCCGGGACAGCAACGACACCUUCAACGCCCCCGCCCACGUCCUCAACCGUCUGCUCUACACUCAGUCGAAGGUGAAGCGCACCCUGGAGGUCAUGCCCGCCCACGUCCGCAGCAAGGUGGUGGUUAAUGCCCGGGCCAUUGUGGAGAUGGGCAACCAUCAGGUCUACCGUUCCGCACCCGGGUAUGCGGACCACGUGGUCCAUCCGACGGUGGGUCUGUUGUUCCACUACCGCGACAAAUGCAUCAACUGCAAAAUGGUUCUGAUCGUGGACUACACGGCCCGGAGAUUCGGUUCGCUGCUCUUCGAUCGUGUGGACAACACGUGCCUGGAGGUCUUCAUGGAUCGCCGGGGCAUCUGUGAGCUGGCGUAGCCUCCAUCUGUUUCUGUUUAUGGGGUAUCUGUAUCUCUAUCUCUGCCUCGAGGGUGACGCCCCCAAAAAACAUAAUAACCAACACAGAGAUCUCUUCUUCAGUUGAGUGCGUGGCCUUUGCCCGACGACAUGCUGAAGUUCUGCUCGCUGCGAAAAUCCAAGGAGCCGGCGGAUCCUGCCACUCCGGCUCCGAAAGUGACCAAGAGUGUACGACAAAUUAGCCUAAGUCCUAAUCUAGCUAGCUGUUCCUCUCUAAGUGUUAUGCCGUAAUAAAUUGUGCUUUAAGUGACUUGUGAUGUAA
Messenger RNA from Drosophila ananassae, 2810 nucleotides. RefSeq lists its product as uncharacterized. The transcript is spliced from 4 exons. NCBI's taxonomy places the organism in Eukaryota, Metazoa, Arthropoda, Insecta, Diptera, Drosophilidae. The record is from RefSeq and is a predicted model, not a curated record. The coding region runs from base 1106 to 2509 and encodes 467 amino acids.